Podarcis muralis (Common wall lizard) is the source of this 2264-nucleotide messenger RNA. The record is from RefSeq and is a predicted model, not a curated record. Lineage: Eukaryota; Metazoa; Chordata; Lepidosauria; Squamata; Lacertidae.
CUCGCGAGCCUCGGUGAAAGGAUUUGGCGCCAGGCGGGUCUCUCUUCUGCAGCUGCCGCAGCCACCCGAGCCAGCCACCUCCGCCCAGACCGCAUCGAGUCCUUGCAGCCGCCGCCAUGAGCUGCUCCCCGGUGAACGUGAAGAAGCUGAAGGUGUCGGAGCUGAAGGAGGAGCUGAAGAAGCGGCGCCUCUCCGACAGGGGCCUCAAGGCCGAGCUCAUGGAGCGGCUCCAGACCGCGCUCGACCAGGAGGAGGCCGGCGGGGGAGGCCUGGCCGGCGGAGAACCCGGCAACGGCAACGCGGAGGAGAUGGGCGAGGCCGCUCCGGGCAGCGGCGGAGCCCAGGAGGAGGACCUGGCCCUGGGAGGAGGAGGAGGAGGAGGCCCCGACCAGGCCGCGGCGUGCGACGACGAUGAGGAGGCCGAGUUCGGCGCCUGCCCCGGGGAAGAGGAGGAGGAGGAGGGCAUGGAGCUGGGCGAGGAGAACGGCGAAGGGGUGACGGCCGGAGACGAGGAGGCGGCCGAAGACCUGGAGGACGACGAGAAUGGCGACGACCAGGGCUUCCAGGAAGGGGAGGACGAGGAGGAAGAGGCCGCCGCCGGCGCCGCCACCGCAGCCACCACUAGCAGCGGCGGCGGCGGCAACGCUAACGGCCACGGCGCCCAGCAGCAGCAGCAGCAGCACGGCGCCGCGGCCAAGGAGGCUGCCGGGAAAGGCGCUGCUGCCUCGGAGGCCUCGGCCUCGACUCCGGCCUCCUCGGCCCAGCCCGGCGCGAAGCAGCUGUCACCCGCCCAGCAGCAGAAGCCCGGCGGGCCUGCUCGUCCUGGGGGAGAAGCUAAAGCUGAGCAAAAACCUGGUGAGAAAAAAAGGGGAGUUAAGCGGCCACGUGAAGACCAUGGGCGAGGGUAUUUUGAGUAUAUUGAAGAAAACAAAUACAGCAGGGCAAAGUCUCCUCAGCCACCUGUUGAAGAGGAGGAUGAACACUUUGAUGACACAAUGGUUUGUCUUGAUACUUAUAACUGUGAUCUACACUUCAAAAUUUCAAGAGAUCGUUUUAGUGCUUCCUCAUUGACAAUGGAAAGUUUUGCCUUUCUUUGGGCUGGAGGGAGAGCAUCCUAUGGAGUUUCUAAAGGAAAAGUCUGUUUUGAGAUGAAGGUAACUGAAAAGAUCCCUGUCAAGCACCUGUAUACAAAAGACAUUGACAUACAUGAAGUGAGAGUUGGCUGGUCACUGAACACAAGUGGGAUGCUGCUUGGUGAGGAAGAGUUUUCUUACGGAUACUCCUUGAAAGGAAUAAAGACAUGUAAUUGUGAGAUUGAAGACUUUGGUGAGAAAUUUGAUGAAAAUGAUGUGAUCGGAUGUUUUGCUAAUUUUGAUGGUGAUGAAGUGGAACUUUCUUACUCAAAGAAUGGACAGGAACUUGGAGUUGCUUUCAAAAUCAGCAAGGAAGUUCUUUCUGAAAAGCCCAUUUUCCCCCAUGUUCUCUGCCAUAACUGUGCUGUUGAAUUUAACUUUGGCCAGAAGGAUGAGCCGUACUUCCCCAUACCAGAGGGGUACACCUUCAUCCAGAAUGUUCCCUUGGAAGAUAGAGUUAGAGGACCCAAGGGACCAGAGCACAAGAAAGAAUGUGAAGUGGUAAUGAUGAUUGGCUUGCCUGGUGCUGGGAAGACUACAUGGGUUACCAAACAUGCAGCAGAGAACCCUGGGAAGUACAAUAUCCUUGGAACAAAUACUAUUAUGGACAAAAUGAUGGUUGCAGGUUUUAAGCGGCAAAUGGCUGAUACUGGAAAACUCAACACACUGUUGCAGAGAGCACCACAGUGUCUUGGCAAGUUUAUUGAGAUUGCUGCGCGUAAGAAACGGAACUUUAUUCUGGAUCAGACAAAUGUGUCUGCAGCUGCGCAGAGGAGAAAAAUGUGCCUGUUUGCAGGCUUCCAGCGCAAAGCAGUUGUUGUUUGCCCAAAAGAUGAAGACUACAAGCAAAGAACACAAAAGAAGGCAGAGGUGGAGGGAAAAGAUCUUCCAGAGCAUGCAGUGCUCAAAAUGAAAGGAAAUUUUACUCUGCCAGAGGUGUCAGAAUGUUUUGAUGAAAUAAUCUACGUAGAGUUGCAAAAAGAAGAAGCCAGAAGCUUCUGGAGCAGUACAAAGAAGAAAGCAAGAAGGCCCUCCCUCCAGAGAAAAAACAGAACACUGGUUCAAAGAAAAGUAACAAAAGAGUGGUAAAAACCAGUUUAACAGAGGUGGACAGAGAGGACGUGGUGGAUU